AUGCCUGAACAAGACAGCGGAGGGAAGUUCAUGACCCGUAGGAUCAGGAACAACAUCACUUAUUAUCACGCUGCAUUUCCAGAGGCAGGUGACCAGGUAACGCUGUGUCUGACCAAAGAGUCUCAGAGCCCCCCCGCUCGGUCACCCUCCACUCUGCCCCUCAGCGACUCCCCCUCUGCAAACUCCCCCUCCUCCCCGCUGCUCUCUGAUUCACCCUCGCACACGACCGCCCCCCCACACGGCAAGGCACAUGCCCGUCCGCUUCUUCUUUUCUUCCCCUGGCUCGGUGCCCGGCCGGUGGCGGUGGCCAAGUACAGGGACCUCUACCUGACCCGUGGCUUCGACGUCCUCGUGGUGCAGAGCAGUGUCAUGCACUUCCUCUGGCCUCGAUGGGGCCUCGACUACGGAUCGGAGGUGUUGCAGGUUUUGCAGGAGCCUCAGUUGUCGGGGAGGGAGGUGCUGGUCCACUCGGCCUCCAUCGGUGGCUACACUUUCACCCAGGUACUCGCCCAAAUCGCUCAGGGGACGAAACAGCACGCAGGCCUGGCCCAGAGGGUGAUAGGGCACAUCUACGACAGCUUGGUGGUCGGCACCCUGGAGCACAUGGCGAUAGGCCUCGGCAAGACUCUGGUGCCGCGUUUCGAGGGCUUCGUCAAAAACGCAGCCAUGUUUUACUUCUGGCUCUUCAAGUCCCAAACAGCAGACUUUUACAACAGCAGUAUCCAGGUUUUCCGCAACAGCCCGAUAACCACGCCAGCCCUCUUCUUCUUCAGCGAGAACGACGCCCUUUGCGACUGGGUUGCCGUGGAAAACACUAUUGACCUCUGGAGGAAGAGAGGCGUGGCCGUGGAGAGCAGGAAGUGGAAGGAGUCGACACACGCGGCGCACAUGCGGUGCCACCCGCAAGACUACCUGUCGACGCUGGACAGAUUCUUGAAGUCACUGCCGACGCUCCCCCUCAAAUCAAAAAUGGAAGAUGCUUCAUGA
Molecule: messenger RNA, 987 nt
Organism: Limanda limanda (common dab)
Lineage: Eukaryota; Metazoa; Chordata; Actinopteri; Pleuronectiformes; Pleuronectidae
Exons: 2
Coding region: 1-987 (328 amino acids)
Molecular function (GO): serine hydrolase activity
Source: RefSeq, a predicted model, not a curated record